This is a messenger RNA of Poecilia latipinna (sailfin molly), 518 nucleotides long. RefSeq names its product sodium-coupled neutral amino acid transporter 2-like. Gene Ontology annotation, molecular function: L-glutamine transmembrane transporter activity. Gene Ontology annotation, cellular component: plasma membrane. Gene Ontology annotation, biological process: L-glutamine transport; amino acid transmembrane transport. The annotation marks the transcript as partial. Lineage: Eukaryota; Metazoa; Chordata; Actinopteri; Cyprinodontiformes; Poeciliidae. The record is from RefSeq and is a predicted model, not a curated record. The transcript has 5 exons.
AUCAAUUUAAAAAUGUAUUUGUAUGUGUUUCAGUGAAUGGUACAUCAAUGGAGAUUACCUCGUGAUUCUGGUCUCGAUUAUUGUCAUCCUGCCUCUGUCAUUAUUCAGGAACUUAGGUUACCUUAGUUACACCAGUGGUCUCUCUCUGCUCUGCAUGGUGUUCUUUCUGAUUGUGGUGAUCAUAAAGAAGUUCCAGAUCCCAUGCCCUCUGCCUCUUCCUGACACUGGAAAUGAAACCAUGCAUAUGUUCAACAUCACCCCCCACAGCGACAACGUCACUAUAGAUGAUGACACUUGCAAGCCUAAAUACUUUGUCUUUAACUCACAGACUGUCUAUGCUGUACCCAUCAUCACUUUUGCCUUCAUGUGCCAUCCUACUAUCCUACCCAUGUAUGAGGAGCUCAAAGACCGCUCACGCCGAAAGAUGCAGAAUGUGGCCAACGUUUCCUUCCUGGCCAUGUUCAUCAUGUACCUGCUGGCCGCCCUCUUUGGAUACCUCACCUUCAACAGUAAGUUGG